Molecule: messenger RNA, 2734 nt
Organism: Carcharodon carcharias (great white shark)
Lineage: Eukaryota; Metazoa; Chordata; Chondrichthyes; Lamniformes; Lamnidae
Gene: paics
Product: phosphoribosylaminoimidazole carboxylase, phosphoribosylaminoimidazole succinocarboxamide synthetase
Exons: 10
Coding region: 163-1434 (423 amino acids)
Biological process (GO): 'de novo' IMP biosynthetic process
Molecular function (GO): phosphoribosylaminoimidazolesuccinocarboxamide synthase activity
Source: RefSeq, a predicted model, not a curated record
GGAGCUGGAAAGGUAUAGGUAUCCAAGAGGAAGAGGAGGAGGAGGAGGAGGGGGAAGAAAGAGCGGAUCCCCGGACAAUGGUGGGGAAAGAUAUGGGGAGUGAUUCCGGAGCCCUACACCGUGUGUCCCGCAAGCUGUUUGCAUUUGUAAAGUUUUCCCAAGAUGGAGAAAGUUGGAGAAUUGAAAAUUGGCAAAAAACUGAAUGAAGGAAAGACCAAGGAAGUGUAUGAGCUGUUGGGCUGUCCAGGACAAGUAUUGAUUCAGUCCAAGGAUCAGAUUACAGCUGGCAAUGCAGUCAGGAAAGAUCAGAUGAUGGGCAAGGCUGCAAUAUCUACCAAAACUACGGUUUCUGUCUUCAAACUGCUGCAGGAUGCUGGCAUAAAAACUGCAUUUGAGAAGCAGCAUGGCGAAACAGCAUUUGUGGCAGCCAACUGUCAAAUGAUUCCUAUUGAGUGGGUCUGUAGAAGAAUUGCUACUGGCUCUUUUCUAAAGAGAAAUCCUGGUGUAAAAGAAGGAUACAAGUUCUGCCCUCCAAAGUUGGAGAUGUUCUUUAAGGAUGAUGCUAAUAAUGACCCGCAAUGGUCUGAAGAACAAUUGAUUCAGGCUCAGUUUAACUGUGGAGGACUGCAGAUUGAACGGUGUGAAGUAGAUAUUAUGAAUCGGACCACUUUGGCUGUGUUUGAGAUAUUGGAGAAAGCCUGGGCAACUCAAAACUGUACACUUGUGGAUAUGAAAGUGGAGUUUGGAGUUUGUGCUUGUACCAAGGAGAUAUUACUUGCUGAUGUCAUUGACAAUGACUCGUGGAGACUGUGGCCUUUGGGGGAUCGCAAACUGCAAAAGGACAAACAGGUUUAUCGUGAUCUCAAAGAAGUGACUCCUGAAGCUAUGCAAAUGGUCAAGAGAAACUUUGAGUGGGUGGCAGAAAGAGUGCAGGACCUGCUGGUGGCAAGGACCUCUGGAAGAGUGGUGGUGAUUAUGGGAUCCCGCAGUGACCUUGACCACAGCCAAAAAAUAAAACAGGCAUGUGCAAAUUAUGGCAUACCAUGUGAACUGCGUGUUUCAUCUGCUCACAAAGGUACUGAUGAAACUCUAAAGAUUAAAGCAGAAUAUGAAGGUGAUGGAGUUCGUACUGUAUUUGUCGCAGUAGCUGGCAGAAGUAAUGGCUUGGGUCCAGUGCUAUCUGGAAACUCCACCUGUCCUGUAAUAAACUGUCCCCCCAUCUCUGCUGAUUGGGGUGUUGAAGAUGUUUGGUCAUCACUGCGAAUGCCUAGUGGUCUUGGCUGCUCUACAGUUCUAUUUCCUGAAGCAGCUGCCCUUUUUGCUGCUCAGAUCUUUGGUCAGUUUGAUCACUUGGUGUGGGCAAAACUGCGGGCAAACAUGUUGAGCACUUGGAUCUCCUUGAAGCAAGCUGACAAGCAGUUGAGAAACAUGUGAUCAAAAAAUUGUACGAUGUGAGAAGAUUCAGCUUUACUCUAUGUACUGUUUUUGAAAGAGUGAAGAUGGUAAUUUUUGAAUUAAACAUGUUUAUGCCUAUUUGUCUGACUUCAAUCAUGUCAGUCAUUAUUGAAUAACACAAUUGUGAUAUUAAGCUUUGAGUGCUAUGGAAAGGAUGCGACCUUUUUUGGCUCCUUUUGAAAAUUUAAGAAUUUCUAAACAGCUUGAACAAACUUAAAUAGAAGUAAGGCAUAGGAUCCCUCAAGCCUGCUUCCCCGAUUCAAGGUGAUCAUGACUGAACCUUUUUGCAUCAACUUCACUUUCCUGACCUCUCCGGACACUGAAUAUCCUUUGAUUCCUUCGGUGUCCAAAAAUUUAUUGAUAAUUGUCUUGAAUAUACUUAGGACCUCAGCAUCCACUGGCCUCUGGGGUAGAGAAUUCCAAGAAUCAAGAGCCUCUUGAGAAGGAAUAGCUCCAGAUCUCUGUCGACUCUUUAUCCUGAGCUUUUGACCCCCAAAUGCUAGACUCUGCAGCCAUGGGAACAGCCUCUCUGUAUCUAACUCCGUAAAGUGCUCUCAAAUUUUUGAGUUUUAAUAAAUUCACUUUUCAUCCCCUCUUAAACUCCAGAAGAGUAUAGGCCCAUUGUACUCAGUGUCUCUUCAUAAGACAAUUCUCCCAUCCCAGGAAUCAAUCUAGUGAACCUUUGUUGUACAGCCUCUAAGGCAAGUGUAUCCUUCCUUGGGUAAGGAGACCAAAACUCUGUACACUACUCCAGAUGGUCUCACGAAAGCCCUCCAUAUUGCAACAACCUUCCUUAUUCUUGUAAUGUAACCCUGUUGUAACACUAACAAUUUAUGGACUGCUGCUACAAAAUCAGUUCUAUUUUACUAGGUUAUUCUAUAAAGAGUACAAUGGAUUCUUUCAACUACAAUGAGCUUGCUUGAUAUUUGCAUAAUAAAGCACAUAUUCAAAGACUGAAGUGUUAGUUGGGUAAGAAAAUGAGUUUUUUUAAUAUAUGCCACUACCACCAUUAGCAUUGAGGUUGAGUAUCUGAGUAGAAGGGAUCCAUCUCUGUACCUGGUGCUUUGUUCUUGAAUUACUACAAAAAUAUUAAUUGUUCCUCAUUUCUAAUUUUCAGCAUGCUGAUGGCUGACUCUAUUCUGUCCUGUUCCUGACAUUUAUGCUUGUUCCACAAAUCUGUGGCUUGUUUAUGAAUAUUGUUAAAAGAUUUGUUGUAUAAGGAGAGUUCUUUCCAGAUCUUGCUUGUUAAUUGCUGAAUAAAUGAUACUUUUAAUGUUAA